CACAGCACGCCCCGUCCCGCCCCUAGGGCUCGUCACUUCCCGAGCGCCGCGGUUCCGUCACCUCCGGGCGGGCGCGGGGGAGCGGCAGGUGUAAUUUUGACAUGAGGAAAGGCUGAGCGAAUUGGGAGUGUUCAACCUGGAGAAGAGAAGCUCCGGGGUGACCUAAUUGUGGCCUUCUAAUACGCGAAGGGAACUUACAGAGGAAAGAGCCACUCUCCAAAAUCCACCAUGAUUUCUCUCUUUGAGCCCGAGUUGCUGAAUGUCAUCAUUGGAGUUGUGUGCGGUGUGUGCCUGGGCUGGGGCAUCCGGGGCAGACUCUGCAGGAAGCCUGGAGCUGGAAUGCCAGAGACUCCCAACAGCCUGGGGGGUGAGGCCGACAUCAUGGGAGAGUCCGGGGAGCUCAAGCUGGUGCUGAUCGUCCGCAACGACCUGAAAAUGGGCAAGGGCAAAGUAGCAGCACAGUGCUCCCACGCUGCUGUCUCUGCCUACAAGCAGGUCCACAACAGGGAUCCCGAGCUCCUGAAGCAGUGGGAAUACUGUGGACAACCUAAAGUGGUCCUCAAAGCUCCCGAUGAAGAGACUCUGGUGCAGCUCCUGGCUGAGGCGAAGCGCCUGGGGCUGACUGUGAGCUUGAUACAGGAUGCUGGGCGUACCCAGAUAGCUCCAGGCUCCAGGACAGUCCUUGGGAUCGGACCAGGACCAGCUGAUGUCAUAGAUAAAGUUUCUGGUCACCUUAAACUCUUCUAAACCAGUACCAAAAAGACCUGGAUGCAUUCAUGUAUGUCAGUACUGGUGGGAUAAAAAUCCAAGUUGGGUUUUUUUUUCCAAUGUUAAUAAAAUAAGCAAGUUUUGUAAGAUU
Messenger RNA from Corvus hawaiiensis (hawaiian crow), 859 nucleotides. It is a transcript of the gene PTRH2, whose product is annotated as peptidyl-tRNA hydrolase 2. Gene Ontology annotation, molecular function: peptidyl-tRNA hydrolase activity. The record is from RefSeq and is a predicted model, not a curated record. Gene Ontology annotation, cellular component: cytosol; mitochondrion. The coding region runs from base 229 to 747 and encodes 172 amino acids. NCBI's taxonomy places the organism in Eukaryota, Metazoa, Chordata, Aves, Passeriformes, Corvidae. Gene Ontology annotation, biological process: positive regulation of anoikis; negative regulation of anoikis. The transcript is spliced from 3 exons.